GAUCGCUAGAGGCUGAGCGGCCUGCGGUGAGGGGGAAGCUUGCGGUCUCUGCUGUCAGGUGGAGGCAAGCUACAUUAACCAAAAUAGGAUAUAUCUAGUUUUUUGUUUUUGUUUUUAAUUUGUUUCAAACCUGAUAAUUAUCUUCCUCAAGGAAUUCUGAUUAUUCUUCAACCUUGUUUAUCAUUAUGGCUCUAUCUUUUAAACUGCUGGACAGUGUCUUUCUUUCUAGAAGGUGCCAUAGGCAAAAUGCCUUGCAUCCUUUGCUUGGACCUCUCCUCACUGAUUGCAUCUCAAAAUUGUACAGUAGCUAUAGGAGACCAGGGACAUCCCCUGAUAACACUCCACCUUGGAAGAUGAAUUUCAACUUUGAGAAGGGAGUGGAUGUAAUUAAGAAACAUUUUGGCCUCCUAAAAAAGGAGUUGGUGGAUCACUGGAAAGGGCCUGAGGGCUAUCAUUUUGACGAGUACUUGUUGCAACAGACUAGAGUGGUCUGGGAGUUUCGCAGCCAGAAAGAUUUAGAUGAGUGGGUGGUUUCUUCUGAUGCAGAGAUCGGAGGGAAAAGUGAAGCCUACCUAAAACUGGGUAAGAAUAAUCAGACUGCUCUGCUGUAUGGGACCCUCAAUACUGAAGUACCUCAUGAUGGGGAGACAAGAUACAGUGGAUAUUGUUCAAUGAAAACCAAACUGCCAAAGGGAGCGUUUGGAACUAAGAAGUAUUAUGAUUGGUCAAACUUUAAUAGUCUGUAUUUACGCGUUCGUGGUGAUGGUCGACCCUGGAUGAUAACCAUCUAUACAAACCCAUACUUCUCCCAUCAAAAGGAUGACCUGUACAAUUACUUCAUGUUCACCCGAGGAGGUCCAUACUGGCAAGAAAUUAAGAUUCCAUUCUCCAAGUUCUUUAUCUCAAGUCGGGGGAGAAUCCAGGAUGAUCAGUACCCACUCUGGUUAGAUAAGAUUAGUACUGUUGGAUUCACAUUGGGAGACAAGGCAGAUGGCCCUUUCCAGCUGGAGAUAGACUUUAUUGGAUUGCUGAAAGACAGAGCUCACACAGAAGAAUUCGCCUAUGAAAAAUAUGAAAGAAAUCCCAAGGUCUAGAUGGGCCUGCAAUCCUGUGGAACGUACUUCAGUAGCUCGUUUUAUUAAAUAUUUAUACACCAUGUUAAACUUGAGUUUCUUCAUGCAUGGUGGGAGAGAGAGUUCACAUAAAUAUUGAAGAGUAACUCCAUGAAGUGAGUGGGAUGGACUCCAUAAUAAACUGAGCAGACUUGCAGCUUAAGAACAUAUG
Molecule: messenger RNA, 1284 nt
Organism: Emys orbicularis (European pond turtle)
Lineage: Eukaryota; Metazoa; Chordata; Testudines; Emydidae
Gene: NDUFAF1
Product: NADH:ubiquinone oxidoreductase complex assembly factor 1
Exons: 5
Coding region: 186-1094 (302 amino acids)
Biological process (GO): mitochondrial respiratory chain complex I assembly; mitochondrial electron transport, NADH to ubiquinone
Cellular component (GO): mitochondrion
Source: RefSeq, a predicted model, not a curated record